CUUUAGUUGAUCGUUUGAACCGUGUGACAUCAAUGUUAGAGGGCUCUGCCUUGGCUUGGUUUAAUUGGCGUAUGUGUGGCGGCUUAAUUGAUGGUUGGGAGGAUUUUGUUGAAAAGUUCAAGAUUCGAUUCGCUCCGUUACAUGCUUUGGAUCAUAUUUCUUUUGAGAAGACAUCAGAAAAGGCUAGAGACACAUUUGUCCACAUGAUGGAAGAUGUCACCACACUCCCCACCGCGACUAAGGAGGACAUAGACGAGUCAAAAGAAUCGAGUGCCAGGUCUCAUAUCAAAGAGGAUGAAUAUAGCGGGUCUGAAGUCGUUGGCAAUGAUGGUGGUGUCAUUAAUGAAGAUGGUGGUGCUAAUAUUAAUAGUGAUACGCCAUCCCACGAGUCAAAUUCUACACCUCGUAAAUUACAUGUGCCACUAAAUGCCCUAAUCGAGGUAGAAAUGACAACGUAUGACGUUCUAGAAAGUGUCAACAAGGUGGACGGUGAAAAUUGUAACCAAGCGGCCCACUUCAUUUCUUUGGAUACCAUUAAGUUGUUUGAUCUUGUCAAGUCCGAGCACCAGGAAGAAGAAGAAUUUUGUCAAAAACUCGAGAAAGAGUUGGUGAUAAACCAUGGAGUUGACACUAAUAUUCUUGGAUUAUGAUUACCCCUUGGAUUGGAGUCUAGUAUUUGGAUUGUUAGAAGCAUUGGAAAUCUGAAGUUGUUGGAGAAUGGAUAACAUGAAAUAAUAAAUGUUUUUUGGAAUG
Cuscuta campestris is the source of this 753-nucleotide messenger RNA. The record is from the annotation of a GenBank genome assembly. Lineage: Eukaryota; Viridiplantae; Streptophyta; Magnoliopsida; Solanales; Convolvulaceae.